This is a messenger RNA of Rosa rugosa (rugosa rose), 1123 nucleotides long. RefSeq names its product probable aquaporin SIP2-1. Gene Ontology annotation, molecular function: channel activity. The record is from RefSeq and is a predicted model, not a curated record. Gene Ontology annotation, cellular component: membrane. The coding region runs from base 116 to 814 and encodes 232 amino acids. Gene Ontology annotation, biological process: transmembrane transport. Lineage: Eukaryota; Viridiplantae; Streptophyta; Magnoliopsida; Rosales; Rosaceae. The transcript is spliced from 3 exons.
CAAUGGCAAGAACACAGCGAAGUUUCGUUUAAAUUGUCGAAUACCUCAACGACAGACAGACAGAAUUACGACUAGAGAUAAAGAGAGAUUGACCCAGAUUGCGAUUGAUUCAGAAAUGGGGAGGGUUGCUUUGCUCGCAUCGGAUUUGGUAAUCUCAUUCAUGUGGGUCUUGUCAGGAGUUUUAAUCAAGAAAUUUAUCCACAAUGUUUCGGGGUUGGGUCACGAACCCAGUGGUGAUAUCCUCUACUUCGCCCUCUCAAUCAUCAACAUGUUUUUCUUUGCUUUCUUGGCUAAGAUUACCAAGGGUGGCACCUACAAUCCUCUCACCGUUUUCUCUGACGCAAUCACCGGCGAUUUCAGCCGUUUCCUUUUCACUGUUGCUGCCAGAAUCCCUGCUCAGGUUAUUGGCUCUGUUGCUGGGGUUAAGCUCAUAAUGGAGAUCUUUCCUGGAAUAGGUCUCGGGCCACGUUUGACUGUUGACAUCCAUCGAGGGGCCCUUACAGAAGGAUUGCUGACAUUUGCAAUCGUUACUAUCUCACUUGGUCUUUACAGAAAAAUCCCGGGGAACUUUUUCAUGAAGACAUGGAUCUCAAGUGUUUCCAAGUUAACUCUUCAUAUUCUUGGCUCUGAUCUGACUGGUGGUUGCAUGAACCCAGCUUCUGUGAUGGGAUGGGCUUAUGCUCGCGGAGACCAUAUAACCAAGGAACAUAUUCUUGUUUAUUGGCUUGCCCCAAUAGAGGCAACUCUACUGGCAGUAUGGACAUUUAGGUUGCUAUUUCCACCAAAAGAGGACAAGAAAGCUAAAGCAGAAUGAAGUGAUUUCAACUGAUUUGUCAUCUGUUUUCAGUCAGUCAAACGGAUGAUCUAACCUGGUCGCACUGAAGAAGCUGGUAACUGCUGUUUUUUCGCUGAUAGAAGCUGGUCAUGCUCGUAACCACGCAAGUUUCUACUGUAUAUGAAUGAAAUCAUUGUAGCAUUGCAUAUGUAAUUUCUGUUCAUAUGGUGCAUUUUAGUCCCUGUAUUGCUCGUUGGUUGCUUUUCCAAAAAUGAUGACCUACGGACUGCAUACCAACUUUCAGACUAGAAAUAUCAUAGUUCCUCGUUCUGGGGUUUUAGACUUGCA